Exophiala dermatitidis NIH/UT8656 is the source of this 1707-nucleotide messenger RNA. RefSeq lists its product as uncharacterized. Gene Ontology annotation, molecular function: protein binding. The record is from RefSeq and is a predicted model, not a curated record. Lineage: Eukaryota; Fungi; Ascomycota; Eurotiomycetes; Chaetothyriales; Herpotrichiellaceae. The coding region runs from base 1 to 1707 and encodes 568 amino acids. Gene Ontology annotation, cellular component: nucleus; cytoplasm. The transcript has 7 exons.
AUGUCUCAGGUGUACCAAGCUGAUUCGAGCCCGAGGUGUUCGUGUACGAUCAUUCCACCGCUCCCAGACGACGCCUCAUGUCGGAGGGCAGCAAAAGCACUCAUUGACCGCCUAGGGCUAGAAACUGUGUCCCUUACGCCGGCUUGUUCGGAAAGAAGUCUGGCCAAAAUCAGAAGUCUCGCCCUCCCAGAGGUUUUUCCAGUACGACAAAAGACUAUCGAGGACCUAGCGUCUGCCUUCAUAAAAUAUCUCUCUGAUGAUCUCGAAGCAAGACGACCAGGCCAAAAGGUAAAGCGUCGACACAAUCUCCCUCGGGUUCGUCAUGUCGAAGAGCUAGGGUGGCAGCUGCCGCUGCGAAAUAACGAGAGCAUCCCUGACUUUGUUGGGAGGCUCGAGGAUCUGGUAAAAACUCCCGAAAUCAGGAGCCAUGAAGAAACGCUUGGGUUUUUAUUGGGCUCCAUCUUUCAUUGUGGUCCACGUCUUCCCACCUUGUCUGGUAACUGCGAUUUUCUGGGGAAAAGCACUGCACGGAUUCGCCGAGAGCGAUAUGGCCGCGCCUCUCUCGUAUGCGCUGUUGUUGACGGAAUCUUGCCCUCGUGGGGCAGACGCGCAUAUGUGCUAUUCCAUCCCUUAGCAGGAUCACAAAGUUGGUACCGUCCCCUUCGUGAUCUUCCCGAAGAACGUCGCGAAAUUUUCCUGAGUACGGUCAUCAGCAAGUUAGAGGCGCUCGAGAUCUACAAAGAUAUUGCGACGUCUGUGUGUACCUUCAACCCAGAGUUUGAAAUGGCAAAGCUUCUGGGCUUCGAGGACGACCAAGUGCUCGGGUUACUUCUCCCCUCUCAAGCCCAGCCACAACAUCAAGGGGACCGGGAAUCCACCAUUGAUGGAUCAGAUGGUGACAUCAGCAUUUUAAGUGACCCCAUAGAUCGAAGGUCAACGAACAUCAUAACGCAUCGACACCAGACUUCCGAACUCAGUCCUGAGAUCGAGUUCAUCAACCAGACAAAACUCCGACAUGAAAGGGCGUACACUUGGCCACUGUUCACAAUUAUCUACGAGGGCGAUGCAGUCAAAGCCACAAGUCUCAUUCGAGCCAAAGAAGCGUCAGCCUGUGACGUUGAUCCAUACGGUCUUGGCACCACCUAUUAUGCUGUGUACUACUGCCUCAAGAACCUAGGUCUGGAAACGGCGCUUCACAUGUGUCAGGCUUUGGUGGAACUCGGGGCCGCGUGGGAUGACCAAGACGAAAUUGGCAACUCCGCCGUUGAGACGUUGAUUGAUGGCCUUCUUGUGACAAGAGCGAUGAAUGGAAGGAGUGGCCAUAUUCUCGACUGGAUAUGCCGAGCCGCCAUGCUUUUGAAAGUGGACACAAAUGUAUUAUGGCGAGAUCUGGAAGCAUAUCUCAACAGUAUGCCUCGAGGUUCGUUGGACAUUGACGUGCAGGACUCGCGGGGAAGAUCAGCCCUGGCUUGGGCUGCCGAGUACGGCUGGACGGAAGCUGCAAGCUUGCUGAUCGAACACGGGGCUGACCCGAGGCAGUCACGACGAUCGCGCCAGGGUGAUCUUCCUCUCCUUCACCUUGCGCUUGCGGGCUCGAACAAGACGAACGGUGGACAGAGUUCGCUGGGUAUCAUCAAGCUUCUCGUGGAGGCUGGUGCCGAUCCCAAUUCCCGGGAUCACGAAGAAAGUUACAGGACGUGGCGAUGA